CUCCCGCCGUGCCCCGGACUUGGCCCCUGGUCUCCGUCUCUGCUCCUCCUGCAGACGCAGGUCACCCCCGCGCCGGACCGCAGCGACCGCCGCUUUCCUCCGAGCAUGGGACUGCCUCGCAGGGCAGGGGACGCGGCGGAGCUGCGCAAGACCCUGAAGCCGCUGCUGGAGAAGCGCAGGCGCGCGCGCAUCAACGAGAGCCUGAGCCAGCUCAAGGGGCUCAUCCUGCCUCUGCUGGGCAGGGAGAACUCGCGCUUCUCAAAGUUGGAGAAGGCCGACAUUCUGGAAAUGACCGUGCGCUUCCUGCAGGAGUUGCCUGCGUCCCCCUAUCCCCCCGAAGUGCCACCGCCACGCGACAGCUACCUAGAGGGCUACAGUGCCUGUGUGGCGCGCCUAACUAGUGUUCUGCCUGCCUGUCGCGUCCUGGAGCCCGCCGUGAGCUUGCGCCUGCUAGAGCACCUGCGGCGGAGGGCUUCCUGUGUCAGCCCUGACAGCCUGCGGGCUGGGGACUCCGGUGGCCCCACCUCGCCAGCAACACCACCUGAGCCGGCUCCCAUGCCCUCUCCACCUGCACCUCCCAGUGGCCCUGGCCUCUGGCGGCCAUGGUAGCACCUGGUAGGUCCAUGGACCCUACAAGGGACCUGGAAGGCCCCAGGCAGGUCAAGGAAGCUCUCGGUGGUGGCCACUGUUCCCAAAAUGAAGGACCAGCCAAGCACCCACAUGGGGUCUGGAAACGGAUGUUCGAAACCCGUGUGGAGACUGAAGACCUCAAGGGCUCAGCUGGAACAAAUAAGGGGAGCUGCCCUGCCUCACCCCCAGGACAGAGGUGUCUAGGCAGAAGGAAAGGGGGCAAGUGGCGGCAGGGUGAAGAACAAGCCCCCAUCCCAGCCGGCUCUGGAACUGGGUGAGCCACAAGCUACCUGGGCAAUGACACACCUGCCAUGGGGCUGGCGUCAGACCAAGACCUGGGCUAGGCGCUCACCUGGCCAGGUGAAGCCAUCUGCUCUGAAUGAGCACUGCCUGCCCAGCCCUGCUUGGCUACUUCCUGCCCAGCUGGGCUUGGGGCCUUUGGGACUUUGGCCACUACCAUGGCCCUGCAGAGCAUCAAAGAAGGAUAACAGGACAUGUAGGGCCAGAGAGCCGUUACCUCCACUCCCAGGCUGUCCUGCCCGAUGGCCUGUGUUGCUGGCCGUGGGGGCUUCAUAAGGUGGUCUUGAGAAGGUUUUAUUUCUCCAAGCAUAAGGUGCUCUUGGGGUGUGCGGAAGGGGUGGCAUGAGAAGGAAGUAUGUCUCUGAGCCCAGCACAGCUGGGACGCCAGCGUGAGCGGAGCGGGGUCCACGCCACAGGACAACAGGAAUUCAAGAGACGGCAGCGUGUUAGGGGACGGCAGCGUAUUAGGGGACCGGAGACACCCCUGCCUGCUUUCUCUUGCAAACCGCUCCCUACAGCUCAUGGGGACCGGUUACAGGCAUUGACUUAGUCUUUUUUUUUUUUU
Messenger RNA from Sciurus carolinensis (gray squirrel), 1495 nucleotides. It is a transcript of the gene Hes2, whose product is annotated as hes family bHLH transcription factor 2. The record is from RefSeq and is a predicted model, not a curated record. Gene Ontology annotation, biological process: regulation of neurogenesis; regulation of transcription by RNA polymerase II; anterior/posterior pattern specification. Lineage: Eukaryota; Metazoa; Chordata; Mammalia; Rodentia; Sciuridae. Gene Ontology annotation, cellular component: nucleus. Gene Ontology annotation, molecular function: protein dimerization activity; RNA polymerase II cis-regulatory region sequence-specific DNA binding; DNA-binding transcription factor activity, RNA polymerase II-specific. Bases 106 to 609 code for a protein of 167 amino acids. The transcript is spliced from 4 exons.